ACCACUUGGGUAAAAAGAAGAUACCGCCGGUGGAAAAAAAUAUUUUCACCUCUAGUUUUCUGUAACGUUAAUCAUUAGUGAAAUAUGUUUCGAUCUGUUUACGUUUAAAUCUGAGAGUUUAUAAGGUUGUCAAUUGUUGUCGAAACUAUUAAAACCAAACCUUGAAUUCAACUAAAUCUAAAUUUAUUCUUGAACAAAAAUGCGCUACUUUAUUGCAAGUGUUUUUAAUUCCAUUUUUAUUUCAUUGAUUUUUGACAUAUUAAUCGCGACAAUUGAAAAUUGGCCCGAGAAAGACAAAAUUGGUGUUUAUGAAGGCGACAUUAAAAUUGGCGGCAUAUUCAUGGUACAUGACCGUCACGACUCUCUAAUUUGCGGGGACAUUUUCACAGAAAUUGGAAUCCAGCAGCUCGAAAUGAUGAUCUACGCUCUUGACAUCGUCAAUCAAAACUUUUCACACCUGCUUCACGGGAUGACUCUCGGAGGAGUGUUCGUAGACGACUGCGAUCGGGACACGGUCGGAGUUGAAAGGUCUCUCGAGUUUGUACGAGGAAAAUUCUCGAGCCACGACUCACAGGAGUGUUCGAACAAACAGGGAGGGGCCAUGAAAGAUGACUCGUCUAAGAAGGGCAGCACUGGUGUGGUGGGGGUGAUUGGUGCAGCCUCGAGUGUUGUGAGCAUCCAAGUUGCUAGCUUGUUGCGCCUGUUCAGCAUACCACAGGCGAGUAAUCACAUUCUGGAGAUGGAGAAGCAGUACCCGGACAUCUGUGUGGCUCAGCAGCUGGCCCUGCCUAGAGAUAGCCAGAGGGAACGGACUGGCGUCUACGAUAAUAUAUUCCGACGCAUGCUCAACUUCAAAAAUGCAAGAGGCAAAUAUUUAUGA
Molecule: messenger RNA, 880 nt
Organism: Symsagittifera roscoffensis
Lineage: Eukaryota; Metazoa; Xenacoelomorpha; Acoela; Convolutidae
Product: metabotropic glutamate receptor 4-like
Biological process (GO): G protein-coupled receptor signaling pathway
Cellular component (GO): plasma membrane
Molecular function (GO): adenylate cyclase inhibiting G protein-coupled glutamate receptor activity
Source: RefSeq, a predicted model, not a curated record